AUGACUCAACUGGUGCACACCGCAGGCUCUGGCAAGUCGACUAUUGUCAAUGAGCUUACUGAGGAACUGGAGAGGAGUGGUCUGCGAACUGUGCAUUUCAGUCUCGACGAUCUUUACCUCACCCACCGCGAGCAGCUCGAACUCUCCGCGAAACACCCCGCCAACAAGCUCUACAAACAUAGGGGACUUUCUGGAACACAUGAUAUGGUGCUCGCGAAAGACAUCUUCCAGCAGCUACGCGAGAGCUGGAAUGCCCCUGCGCACUCUCACAUCGAUAUACCAGUGUACGACAAGUCCCUGCAUAGCGGCCAGGGCGAUCGCAAAGCGAAGGGUGAAUGGACAAGUAUCGAUCUACAACCCAGCAACCCGAUCAGAGUGGUCAUUUUUGAAGGCUGGUCUGUAGGUUUCAGACCACUCGAAGCUGCUGUCUUGUCUGCUCAGCAUAAAUCUGCUACUCACUCUGAACCCUCCCUCACAAACCAACUCGCUGAACAUAGUCUGCAGGAUGUGCUCGAUAUCAAUAGCGCACUCCGUGACUACGACACCUUCUUCUCCGGCCCUCAGUUUUUCGAUGGUCUCGUGUACCUCCAAACACUGGAGCUGGGGUAUGUUUACGACUGGAGACAGCAACAGGAACAGGGCUUGAGAGAUGCAAAUAAGCCUCAUCAAUCUGAAGAGGGCAUCAUCAACUUUGUGAAAAAUUACAUGAUUGCAUAUGAGCUUUAUCUGCCUCAACUCACUCAAGGAUUCUUUGGCAGCCAAAAUAAAGGUAGACAGCUCACACUUACCCUCAACAAACAGCGUGAAAUGAUGGGUAGCCAGGUAAUUUAG
Wallemia ichthyophaga EXF-994 is the source of this 831-nucleotide messenger RNA. RefSeq lists its product as uncharacterized. NCBI's taxonomy places the organism in Eukaryota, Fungi, Basidiomycota, Wallemiomycetes, Wallemiales, Wallemiaceae. The record is from RefSeq and is a predicted model, not a curated record. Bases 1 to 831 code for a protein of 276 amino acids. The transcript has 2 exons.